Sphaerodactylus townsendi is the source of this 859-nucleotide messenger RNA. RefSeq names its product protein FAM47E-like. The transcript is spliced from 5 exons. The record is from RefSeq and is a predicted model, not a curated record. Lineage: Eukaryota; Metazoa; Chordata; Lepidosauria; Squamata; Sphaerodactylidae. The coding region runs from base 260 to 859 and encodes 199 amino acids.
AACACACAAAGUGUGCCACACUGGGAACACAUCUCUUCUCCCUGAAGAAAAAGAUUAGCUACUGUAUAUUCCAGAUACAGAAACACACUUAACUAGGGAUAUCCUUAUUUGGAGCAAAAUUUGUAUAUACCACCGAUUCAAAGUUAGUUUCCAGACUGUGUGUGGAAUUUGUGCACCCUUUGCUGACAGCCAGCGCUGGAGGUUCUUGCAAAGGGGCCCUCAUGACUUCAGGGCUGGCCUCCCUCCUCUAAGCAACAUCAUGACCUCUGAGCCCACAAAAGGGCCUGCCCCAGUUCUUCUCCGCUGCAAAUCUGAGGCUCCGCACAAAACCCAGCCAAGAGCCCCCCAAAUGGCCCUCGAGUCCCGGUGCUACACCUCCAAACUCAGUCCGAUGCAGCAAGCCCGGGAGGAGACUGUCGCUCAGACUGAGUACUGCCUUAGCCGACACCCAUUGGCCCUCUAUCCUCACCUGGCGGGAAGCAUCUCUCAAGAGCUUUUCCGAGAAGUCGUGGGUGUGCUGGAUCCUGAGAUGCUUCUGCUCAGCGAAGAAGAGAAGGUUGGCGUGGAACAAGAGUGUCUCGCUUUGUCUGAGAUACAAACCCAGUUGGAGGGCAAAGGGAAAAGUAAGACAAAGGCCAAGAGAUCACAUAAGCGCAAGGGUUCAAAAGGCAAGGACCCUUACACGUGGUUCUCCAAACAAGAAGUGGCUGCAAGAGAAAGAGAAGCCAGGCUGAAUUACGUUCCGCCGCUUGACCAGAAUGUAAAAGAAGCCACCCAAGAAUUUUGCAGAUGGUUUGAGUCUCUAUCUUCCCCAUUGGUUAGCCAUCCAUCCUUCACCCAGAGAACCAGCGUGGUGUAG